GUAAAUUUCACAAUUAUUUAAAAAGAAAUUGCAAGCGACACAUUGAUUUUUUAAUAAUCCUUUUUACAGUGUAGGUUUGUAAAUAAUGAGGAUAAUGUAUAUAAAUAACAGAAAUUUCAUUUUUGGGUGAACUAUCUCUUUAAGAAGAAUGACUCAUCAGUGACUCAUAGGCUCAAAAUAUUACAUUCAAAUAUUUCUUUAGUGUCUUAAUCUAAUUUAAAUAUAAGUUAACAUGCAAAACAGAAUUUGUGUCAGACAAAUGUAAAUUAUGCCUAUGAUUAGACCAUUGCAACAGAAUUCAGGAAAUGCUAAUUUACCAAAUUUUUUAAAUAUAUCUCAAGCUUGGAGAACUCCACUGAUUUAACAGAAGUUCAGCUCUCACCUUCAUUUUGAAGUCUUUGUUUACAAGUGGAAGCUCAAUGGUGCUGCAGUCUUUGCCAGUUUUUGGUUUUGGGAUGGUGCAUUACUUUGUAAGAGUGUCAUUUUGCCUGAUAAUUGGGCUUGUUGGUUGCGUUGCACCAAUAAAACCUUCUUGUUCCUUUCUGGAACAAAUGGGGAAUACUGUUAUCUCUACAUCCUUCUGAUAAGUAUAGGAUAAGGCGAGAAGAUAAGUUCUGUUCAAGGAGGUGAGGAGUCUUGGCCAAGGCUCCUCCCUUGUCUUAGAAGAUGACAAAUCAGCAUUCUGAAGAGAUGGUCAACCUAAGGCUGCCUUCAGUUCUCUCUCCAAGAGACACUGUCCCAGGACGACUUUAAGUAGAGAGAGCCAGGCAGGGAUGAAGUUUUCACCUACUCCUCUUCCUAAAUCCUUGUUGGACAUGGAUGUAGCCAAUUACUGCGAGGGCCUGGACCCUACCUAUAGCACAUUGGGCUUUGAGAACUCAGAAGUGCUUUAUUGUGGUGAAAACAUGCCGACAGAGCCAGACAUCAGUCAAGGAGAAAAUGGCGUGAGCUCCAACUGCGCAAUCUGUGGCGAUAAAGCCACAGGUAAACAUUAUGGUGCCUCCAGCUGUGAUGGCUGCAAAGGAUUCUUCCGCCGGAGCAUCCGGAAAAGUCAUGUCUACUCUUGCAGGUUUAACCGUCAGUGUGUUGUUGAUAAAGACAAAAGGAAUCAGUGCCGUUUCUGCAGACUUCACAAAUGCUUUCGAGCUGGAAUGAAGAAAGAAGCUGUGCAAAAUGAACGGGACCGUAUCAGCUCGAGGAGGACCAUGCAAGACUCCCAUGACCUGCCGCCAAUCACUGCCCUGGCUCACGCUGAAGCUCUCUCGCAGCAGCAGAUCAGCCCAAUGGGCCCUGCUGAUGUUUCAGAGAAAAAAUCAGCCACUAUCAGUGACGUCUGUGAAUCUAUGAAGCAACAGCUGCUUGUUCUGGUAGAGUGGGCUAAAUACAUCCCAGCCUUCGGCGAAUUGCCACUUGAUGACCAGGUUAGUUUAUUAAGAGCUCAUGCCGGAGAGCAUCUUCUGCUCGGUGUGGCUAAAAGGUCAAUGCCAUACAAAGAUCUCUUGCUUCUAGGAAAUGGGUGCGUUGUCCAUCGAAACUGCCCAGAGCCAGAAAUCAGUCGCGUAUCUAACCGAGUCUUGGAUGAACUGGUUCUACCCUUCCAGGACAUCCAAAUUGAUGACAAUGAAUACGCAGCUCUAAAGGCAAUUGUGUUCUUCGACCCUGACGCCAAAAGCUUAAGAGAUCCUUCCAAGAUCAAGGCAAUGCGCUAUCAGGUUCAAAUGAGUCUGGAAGACUACAUUAAUGACCGGCAGUAUGACUCGCGUGGGCGAUUCGGGGAGCUUUUGCUGCUUCUUCCUACUCUGCAAAGCAUCACCUGGCAGAUGAUUGAGCAGCUACAGUUUAUCAAGCUUUUCGGUCUCGCCAAGAUAGAUAACCUGCUGCAGGAGAUGCUUCUUGGGGGUCUAACCACGGAGCAACCUCAUUUACAUCACAAUGGUCACCCUCAGAUUCCAAUAAUGGGACAGACCCUAGUCAUUAGCUCCAUCCCAGGACCUGCACACUCACAGCAGAUGGCAUCCCCAGAUACCCCCAUUCCAUCUCCCACUUCAGUACAGGAGGUGUACAAGCCCCCCGGCAGCCCGAAUCUCUUGCUCCUGCCACAGCCCAUGCCAAACAGACCCUCUCCCGAGCAUCCUCUUUGAGCCUCCUCUCUGCUGCGGGCCCUGUGCGUUUGUACAGUGUAUGUGUAAACUGUGUGAAUUAUGCCAUUCCCACAUCCAGCGCAACAUAUUUAUCUGAUCGAAAGAGAAUUUUGCACGAAAAAAAAAAUCACAUUUAUUGUCUAAGUGGUUCACCCCUAACUGAAAAAGGUAUUUCAUCAAAAAUUUAUUUCUCCUUGUAUCAGCCUACAGCUGGUAACCUAUAGUAAAUAUAGACAAAUGUAUAUUAGUUUUUAAUAAAUUAUUGUUAGUUUAAAAGAGGCUUAUCAACAUUUUUUUGUAUUAAUAAAAACUCAAGAUUUAAUUUAUUAAUAAAAAUAUACUAUGCAACUCUAAAGAAAAGUAAAAUUUUGCUUGAAAUGUGCCCUUAAACACAAUAAAUGCUCUUAGUGCCUGA
Molecule: messenger RNA, 2556 nt
Organism: Carassius gibelio (silver crucian carp)
Lineage: Eukaryota; Metazoa; Chordata; Actinopteri; Cypriniformes; Cyprinidae
Product: hepatocyte nuclear factor 4-gamma-like
Exons: 10
Coding region: 774-2141 (455 amino acids)
Biological process (GO): anatomical structure development; cell differentiation; regulation of transcription by RNA polymerase II
Cellular component (GO): nucleus
Molecular function (GO): nuclear steroid receptor activity; RNA polymerase II cis-regulatory region sequence-specific DNA binding; nuclear receptor activity
Source: RefSeq, a predicted model, not a curated record